UACAGUCACUGACUCUUUUUCAUCUUCUACUUCUUCAUCUUCUUCUUCAAAUCAGAAGAAAACAUAUGCUCAAGUAGCAGAAUCUGCUGUCUUCAAACCUGCUAGUUCAAAAUCUGCUCAAAAUUCUGAGAAAACUGAGAAGAAUAUUUCUCAGAUCUCUCUCAAACACAGUGUUCAAACUGUUAAAGAUAUGAACACUUUGCAAUCUCUUAUUUCAGAGACUCAAAAUGUGCAUUCUGUGCUAGAGAUCAUAAAACUAGUGAGUAUAAAUGUGAAACAUGCUCAAAAAGAGGUGAAAUAUGUCAAUAUACUCUGCUUAAGUGCUUCAAUUGUAAAGAAAAACAUACAUCUAGCUCAAAAGAAU
Molecule: messenger RNA, 364 nt
Organism: Blastomyces dermatitidis ER-3
Lineage: Eukaryota; Fungi; Ascomycota; Eurotiomycetes; Onygenales; Ajellomycetaceae
Exons: 2
Source: RefSeq, a predicted model, not a curated record